UUGUGGUCGCCGUAAUAUACACUACUAUAAUAUGGCUUCUAGACAAUCACCAAGUUUACCAGUACUCUAUACAACAGGUACCCAUUAUGAUGUAGGCUACAACACCGGGGUCACCUUUUCCAAUAAUAUUCGACAAUAUGUCAAUUCCUCUAAAAGAGUUUGUGAGAAAAUCAAACCAUAUUACGACACACAGGAGGGAAGAGAAUUGUAUGACAUAUUUUUAAAGGCCACGGAGGACAGCUACCCACAGUAUUGUCGAGAGUUGCGGGGAAUUUCUGACGGUAGCGGCGUUCCGUUUGAGAUGUUAUUUCUCUUAAAUAUAUCACCAGAAGUUAGAAGGCAUUUGGAAAGGGAGGCAACACCUAAAGUUGAAGCAGAUGGUUGUAGCGAUAUUUUCCUUAAUAGUCCUAACUUAAAACUUUUAGUUCACAAUGAAGAUUGUGAUCCAUUGGUAAAACAAUAUGGAUAUAUGUUGAACACAAAAAUUGAUGACGUAGAAGGAAAAGAGAGGUUUUUGGCAUUUUGUUACCCAGGAAUUUUACCGGGACCCGCCUUUGCUGUUAACGGGGAUGGCUUGGUAAUAACUGUUGACGGAUUAUAUCCUAAACAUGUAACGCUAGGAGCCCCACCACGUUAUUUUGUGAAUAGAUCUUUGAUGCGCAUGACUGAUAUAGAUAGUGCUAAGAAAUUAGCAAGAAAUGCCGGUCACGGAAUGGCUUUUGGAUUUUGCGCUAAUAUAUCCUCCAUUCGAAAUACAGAACAAUCUUGGGCGCUAGAAAUUGCACCAGGACAUCCAAACGCAGGAAUCCAGAUUCACACGAUUGAGGAAGGUACAGAUUUGGAUCCUAAUUACUAUUUUCGUUGUAACAGCUAUAAGCAUUCCUCGGUGGAGGAGGCGACUUAUCUUAGUUCAACACACCGGAUGUUACGGGCCCAGGAGUUACCUACACCAAAAUCAUUGCACGACAUUCUCAACAUACUUGGUGAUACCCACCACGAUUUAUAUCCGAUAUUCAGAACACCACGAGAAACAGACCGGAGUGAAACUGUGCUGACAGUUUCCAUGAAUAUUUUAAAUAAAACCAUGAACUUUUAUCAAGGAAAUCCAAAAUAUCAUUCUUACCCAUUCAUGUCUUUGCCACUGGAAUUGUCCAAUGAAAUAAUUUGAAUGGAAAUAGUUUAUCAAUUAAAUGUUAAUAAAUUCACUGAAUUAUGUAACGAUAACCAUGCCAAAUGAUAAUAAAAAAAGGCAUGAUAGAAUUAGUAAAAUCCAUUAUGAAUUAAUACAUUAUGAAGUAGAUCGUGAUGAAAUCCUAUGUAUCUCUUAUUUGAGGUUGUUCGCUGGAUUAAUUAAAAUUUAAUUGAUAUUCAAUAUCAAAGUUUGUCAAAUAGAUCGACAAGUUCUCUUUAAGAUGCAGUAUGUAAGAUUUAUAUAGUACAACCUGUCGCCCUUGCUAUGAUAGUUUUUUUUUGUUGUAAACAAUAUUUUAUUUCAUUUGAAAAUGGAUUGGAGAACUGUCUAGGCCUAUAUUGACUCCUCUCCAGAAUUGACAAAAAUAAGUUUAAUUUAUGUACAUAAAAACAUAUAUACAACAGGAACAUAUAAUAAUACAAAAUAUAAAAAUUAUUUGAGACUUAAAUAUAAACUAAACAUAUACCAUUGUCCGUUCCGUUAUUUGUACCAAUAUAGUAGUGCCGCAAACCCCCGCCUCUCCAUAU
This is a messenger RNA of Patella vulgata (common limpet), 1719 nucleotides long. RefSeq names its product beta-alanyl-dopamine/carcinine hydrolase. NCBI's taxonomy places the organism in Eukaryota, Metazoa, Mollusca, Gastropoda, Patellidae. The coding region runs from base 32 to 1168 and encodes 378 amino acids. The transcript is spliced from 2 exons. The record is from RefSeq and is a predicted model, not a curated record.